Messenger RNA from Penicillium cinerascens, 654 nucleotides. RefSeq names its product elongation factor 2. The record is from RefSeq and is a predicted model, not a curated record. Gene Ontology annotation, biological process: translational elongation. NCBI's taxonomy places the organism in Eukaryota, Fungi, Ascomycota, Eurotiomycetes, Eurotiales, Aspergillaceae. Bases 1 to 654 code for a protein of 217 amino acids. Gene Ontology annotation, molecular function: translation elongation factor activity; GTPase activity; GTP binding. The transcript has 3 exons. Gene Ontology annotation, cellular component: cytosol; ribonucleoprotein complex.
AUGGAUCCCCAGUCAGACACUACGAUCAGCUCUAACCUGGAGGUCAACAAAUGCCCAAGCUUUCUAUCUAUCGGAGGCACCGAAAAGCAGCAUAUAGAUUGUGCCUUGCAGGAUUUGAAGCGCGACACUGGUGUUGACUUCGGUAUCUCAGACCUGACACCUGCUUACCGAGAGACAAUCACCUGUCCUCAUCUUUUACCUAUUAUGACCAUAUCCCCUAAUCGCUUCAUAACGUUCAUGUCAGCAGAGCCGCUGGAAGAUGAGGUCGUAUCCUUCAUCGAGUCUGGGGAGAUCAAGCACGAUGAUCUGAAUACUCGCGUCUCUAAGUUUCGGGACGACCUAGGAAUUGAAGAAGAUUAUAUCAAAAGGAUCAUGUUUUUUGGUCCAGACGAUCAAGUCGCGAAUUUUAUGGUAGAUGAAACGCGAGGCAAUACGAUGGUACCGAAAGCCAAGAAGUACUUUUCCGAGGGGUUUCAAAGGGCCACAGCCGAAGGGCCUCUUAUCCACGAACCGAUGAGAGCGUGCAGAUUCACUCUUGAGGACUUCCAAAAGCCCCAUCUAAAAGAGGACGAUCAAGAGCUGAUUGAUACUGUCAAAUUGGCUAUUCAUAACAUUACCUUGCUGGCAAGCCCAGUCCUCGUUGAGCCUAUAUAA